AGUUACAUUUAUGAGACGUUAUCCUUGUAUGGAGCCUACAAACAAGUACCUGUACAAAUACACUUGCCAGGAUUAAAGCUAAAGGAAGUGGAUCCUGUUGCUGUUCUGUGGAGACAGGCAAUGUCAUUCCUUCAGAUUUUUUAAUAUCAUUGCAGAGACGUAUAAUUCAGGGCAGAAAGAUGGAAGGCUGUGGAUAGAAGGUGAAUGAGAAACCCUAAUCUGAUAUUUUAAAAUGUUUGAUAUCCCAGGAAGGCCAGCAUUUAUUUAAAUUUUUCUUUUAAACAUUUUAGAAUAUUUUUGAAGUUCAUUUAGCUAGAAUAGUUUAGAUAAAUGAAUAACAGUAGAAUUAUGUGAAUCAAGAUAGUAGAAACCAGAUGGGUUUUUUUGGAAGAGGGGCUACAUUUUAUGAGAUGAUCUAAUAUAAUUGGGAAAAGCUUUUGAGCUCACUAGCCUUGAUACCAUGCAUAGAUUUCAAAUAAGAUUUCAAGGGUCUUUGACACUGAUCUGAGGAGGACUUCUUUAAUCUAUGUUGCUCUAAGUGAAUUACAAUACUUUUUCUUUCCGAUAGAUCCUAAAAGACAAGUACGUAUGUACUGGCAUUCUCUGUGCCAGUUCACUGGAGCCUGGGAUCAUAUAUGUCAGCCUGGCCAAGAAUUUAUCAUGGGCAUGAUCUUCUGUAGAAAUCUGCUCAUUAUAAUCCCAUUAUGUGUGAAAUACACAUUAGGGCUACAAAACGACACCCUCAUGAAGCAGCUAAAUUGCAACAGAUGGGGACAUUUUUUUCUGUGAACAAAGCUGCAGGUAAAAUCUGUGUUUACAGGUCUGUGUACAAACACUGCCUCCCCUCCAACACCCCACGAGAUAAGUGUGGCUGGGAGGAGGGGAACAGCUCGGGGUAAGAGGAACAGUUCUCACACCUGCAGUCAAGGUAUUUUUAUGGUUCUUAUUACAGACUUUGGGGAUAAGAAGCAUCCCGUGCUCAAUGAUCAGGCUGCUAUGCUGUUUCAUUACCACUAUAUCCAAAGGAUAUAAGUAACCAAAAAGAAUAUGAGUGGGUUUUUAUUCUACUGACGAGUUCUAGAAAUGUAUUGGCAGAGGAAAAUACAGCUGUUGCAUAAAUUCAGCAAUGCCAGAGAAUGUAAUGCUGAAAACAUUUGAGUAUAUAAAUACCUAUUGCAGAUUAAAAUUUUCAUCUCUGAGUGUUUGGGAAUUUGCCCUUUCUGUACCAAUGAAAUAUCUUCAGAAUUGCUUCUCAGGCAGCUGCACAUGUGAGGUGCAGAGACAACAGCUGAGAGGUAUUUAACAACUGUCUUGUAAUGUUCAGUGAGAUACACCUGUGCACUGCAGAGUUUCCUGCAUGGCCUCUGUCAGGUAAAUGCUUCUAAUACAUAACUUCUAAGGUACUUCACAUGAGACAGCAUCCUUGAAAUGUAGUUUAUUUUCAUUGAAAUAAAUGGAAUUAGUCUUACUGAUGGUGUUAGCAUGUGAAUCAGUGUUUGCUGAAGGAGGUCCACAAUAACUGUUAUAAUUAACCAAUUAUAAAAUUAGCAUGUUAAAAGAAGAUGAGAAAAUGUGAUUUACUAAUUAAAGCUAUCAGCUAUUCAGUUAAAUGUCCAACUCUGCAUUUUCCCAUGAUAGACAUUAGUAGCUAAAUAGCAGCAUGAUUUUUCAUUCAGUGAAAACUGUAUUUCAACACAACACUAAUAUUGGAGUACAAACUGAAGAUUUAAUUAAGCAAAAGAAAUAUUAUUACUAGUCUAACUAGCAGCAUCUGGCCUUUAAAAAUCGUUAGUAGCUCCUCAGUGGUGGCAAUAGGAAAAAUAAUAACUGUUGAAACAGUUCAGAGGCAUUUUAAUUUUCUUUUCUGCUUUAAAAUAAAUUUGAGUUUGACAAUACCUCUGAAAAUUGUCUCAGUCUGCAAUGUUACAAAUAUUGUAACAAAUAUAAGCAGAAAGGCUUAGCAGUGUUUUUGUAGCAGCUAAACUGGGUGAUGAUUUCCCAUUGUGGAUUCUCACCUGUGAAAUGAAAGAGGCAUAGAGAGAAGCUGUCCAGCUUGGUCUGCAGUUAAUACCCAGGAGCUGGUUCCUUACUGAGCAGUUGUAGGGUAGAAAAUGCAGGACUUUAUAUUGCUGUUUUGCAAAACUUCCUACAUACACUCUCUCUCAAAACAAACAAAAAAAUAUUUUCCUAGGACCCACCUUACAAACCAGAGAAUAGGGCCUAAAAUACAAAGUACUUUCUGUCUGUAAUAUCCCUUAAAAUCCUUGUAGAAUACUACACCUUUAUUACACAUUAACGUUGGCAUGGGCCGCUGGAUACACACGUAGCAACGUGCACAAAAGGAAAUUAAUUAGGAGCAGGUAGAGACUUCUGUUUCGUGGAUUUCAAUGCUAAGUCAUAAAUUGUGUUUUAGCAACUCUACGCGUGCAUUCCUCAGAUUUGCCGAGGAAAUGGGCCGGGUGUGAGCGCUCAGAGCCCCGUAUCCCCCGCACGAGGGGCCGGAGCGCGCGUUGCCUGCGCCGGGCGGGAGCCCGCAAAACUGAAAGCAGAGGCCCAAUGGCCUUGUCCCUUUGGGAGAUUGACUAGAGUCACAUGAGCUGCACCAAGGGCAGGUAACUCAGGAGAGGGGAAGAAAAAAAAAAAAGGAGAGGAAAAAAAAAACCACCAAGGCUAGGCUGAGCUUCUGCCAUGAUGUCAGAGGGAAAGAAACCCACAGCUUGCUAAUUCCACCUCCCAAUCAGCCCCGGGAAGGAGAGCACCGGGAACAGGUAGAGAUGUGAGCUUGCUUUCUCCAUGUUUUUUUUCCUCGAACACCCUACCUCCUUAAAUAGCUCUUUCUUUCCUCUUGAUAUUGUGACUCCUCGUUUGCUCCUUUCCCCCUUUGAUUACUUGGAGGUUGGGGGUGAGCCUUGUGGGGGUUUUUUUGUUUUGUUUGUCAGUGUGUCUUUCUUUUUCUUUUUUUUUUUCUCUCUUUUUUUUUGACCUCUGCUUUUGAUUGUAGUUGUUUCCCCCUGUGGUCAUGACGGCUUCGCACAGUGACUCUUUGGUGGUGUUGUUUGGGGCAACAGCUGGUGCAUAUGGGGCUAAACUGGGUUCGGAUGAGAGGGAACUAAUUCUCUUGGUGUGGCAAGUUGUGGAUCUACACAGCAAGAAGGUAGGGACACUACACAAAUCCCUGGUGAAAGCAGACAACUUGGACUUAAGUGACCAGUGUCGCGAAGUCAGUGCCUUAACGCCAGAGGGACUGAGCAAAGCCGAACCGCUGGACCGGGUUCUUCAACAGUUUAGUCAGCUGGUAUCCAGUGAUUUGAAAGUACUUGGAAGGAGCUCUUACACACUCUGCAGUGAUGGCCAGUUACUCAUUCGACAAGUCCUCCACCCAGAAACAUCCAAAAAGAACCUGCUGCUGUCAGACUGCUUCUAUUCCUUCUACGACCUGCGCAAAGAAUUCCGCUCUUGCUACCCCAGUUCAGCCGCCGGCAAAGAUCAGACCAUCAAGACCAUGGCAGAAUAUCUAGGCUUAGGGACAGAUGAAGCAGAGGAGGACUUUGGCGUGUGGCAAGUGAAAACCAUGGUGGCCAUCAUUUUCAGCAUGCUCUCUGAAGGUGGUAAUCACGUAUUUACUGAGCCUGAAACUGUGAAACACAAGUAUGAAACAGGCCCUUGUAGUAAAUCUGAAACUGUGGACAGUGAGACAGUAAUACGUGCCAGAGGUUUGCCAUGGCAGUCUUCAGACCAAGAUAUUGCUCGAUUCUUCAAAGGUCUCAAUAUUGCCAAAGGUGGUGUGGCUCUUUGUCUGAAUUCCCAAGGAAGAAGAAAUGGGGAGGCCUUAGUUCGGUUUGUAAAUUCUGAACAGAGAGACCUUGCACUGGAAAGGCAUAAGCAUCACAUGGGCAGCAGAUACAUUGAGGUUUACAAAGCAACUGGAGAGGAAUUCUUAAAAAUUGCAGGAGGCACCUCCAACGAAGUGGCCCAGUUCUUAUCCAAGGAGAACCAAGUUAUCAUCCGGAUGAGAGGCCUUCCAUUCACUGCGACGCAGGAGGAUGUCCUGGGCUUCCUGGGGCCCGAGUGCCCAGUCACAGGAGGGAAAGAGGGACUUCUCUUUGUCAAGUACCCAGAUGGCAGGCCCACAGGAGAUGCAUUUGUGUUAUUUUCCUGCGAAGAAUAUGCACAAAGUGCACUUAAAAAGCACAAAGAAAUACUUGGAAAACGUUACAUAGAACUCUUCAGGAGCACAGCAGCAGAAGUCCAACAGGUACUUAAUCGAUAUAUGUCAACACCUCUCAUCCCAACUCUGCCAACUCCCAUCAUCCCAGUCAUCCCCCCCCCCUACACCAUUGCCACGGGCAGUGUCCGGGACUGUGUCCGGCUCCGGGGGCUCCCUUACACUGCGGGCAUCGAUGACAUCCUGGAAUUCAUGGGAGACGCCACCGGGGACAUCAAGCCCCAUGGAGUGCACAUGGUCCUUAACCAACAGGGACGACCAUCAGGUGAUGCUUUUAUCCAAAUGAAAUCUGCUGACAAAGCCUUUAUGGUGGCUCAAAAAUGUCACAAAAAAAUGAUGAAGGACCGUUAUGUGGAAGUAUUCCAGUGUUCAGGAGAGGAGAUGAACUUUGUUUUAAUGGGUGGCACUUUAAAUCGUAGUGGCUUAUCCCCACCGCCAUGUAAGUUACCAUGUCUCUCUCCACCAGCUUAUGCUGCUUUCCAGACAGCAGCUGUGAUUCCAGCAGAGGCAGCACUGUACCAACCACAAGCCCUCUUGCCAACCACCAGGACUCCCCAGGCCUCUGCAGCUGCUCCUCCAGCUGUUACCUACUACCCAGCUCAGGCUGCUCAGCUUUAUAUGAAUUACACAGCUUACUAUCCCAGUCCUCCAGUGUCUCCUACCACAGUGGGGUACAUUGCAGCUCCUCCAGGAGCUGUAGCUGCUGCUGCCACUGCCACCCACACUCCCAUCCUGCCCCAGCCUGGAGCGCUGGUCCGGAUGCAGGGCUUGCCAUACAACACAGGAAUGAAGGAGAUACUCAGCUUCUUCCAGGGCUACCAGCUCCAAGCAGAUUCCAUCCUCAUGCUUUACAACUUUAAUGGCCAGCCCAGUGGCAAGGCAUUGGUGACUUUUCCAAGCCUGGAUCUAGCUAAGAAAGCAGUGGCUGAGAAAAAUGGACAGCUCCUGGGAAGCCGCUAUGUAGAAUUGUACCUGGUCUAACUAAACUCUCUCUGGGGGAUGAGGAGAGAAUGUCGCACUCAACACCGUGCCUUUUGCAAAAUAAGAAGUCUUCCCUUGCCACCCGGGCAGCAACAAGUGUGCCUUUUCAGCAUAACAAGUUGGAAUGCAGAGUGGUAAAUGUCCUGUACUUAAUUUGAAAAAUGGUGCAUCCUAUGCCAAAGAUAAAGUGAAAGCAAAAAUUAUGCAGUUAAUUUACUUAAUUUCUAAUGUACUUGUGUAAAAAUAAGUAAACCCACUCCUGGCAUGUAGUUAAUUCUGAAGACAGUCUAACAGCACUUCAGCUAUUGCAGCCUUGGGAGAAACUUAGUAGCAUUUGAAGUGGAAAGCGAAGCUUGAGUCAUUCAGAUUCUUCUGUGUUUAGUUUUUAAGAGUUUACACUUGACAAAGUGUCCUGUUUUUUGUAGAGUUUAAAUGUCUUUAGGAAGGUCUUUUGGAAUGCAUGACUUAGCCAGUUCAAAGCGUAGAUCAUAUUGAUUUUUGUUUUGUAUUGUUCUCAACUGAAAAAUAUCAGGAUGCUGGACCCCAAAUGCAAUUUUGCUUUUUCAUGUUUUCAUUAGACCUUGUUUUGCAAAAGCCAUAUUUGUCUUUCUUACCAGUGUACUGCUGCCAACAUGUAAAGCAAAAAAAAUAAAACCAACAUCAAAAUCAGAAAAACCCUCCCUGCCUGCCCAUAACUUGCUGCCCCCAGCCGCAAACUUAAUCUCUACAGGACAAAAAUGGCACAUAAACCUGAGUACUGAUAAGUUAUAUUUUUUUAUUUAAGCAUAUUAGCUUUCAGAUACUGUAUUAAAGAUUUUGCUCUAGUUUAUGUGCAUGCAAUUUGUUUACAUCUUUAAACUACUUUAUUUGUAUAUUAUGAAACAACAAGAUAUGUUGGAAUCUGAAUUCUCUAGUGCAUGCUUUUUUUCUUUUUCCCGUGUGUACAUACAUAAGCUAGAAGUACUUUUAUGUUAUGUAGCAUGUGUUUAAAAAAAGACAUCUGCUGUAGAAGCACUAAAUGACUUUGUUUUUACUGUGCCUUACUUCAAAACCAUUCCGAGUGCAAUACCAGCAGAGCAAAAUGUAAUGAAUUCUGUUGUUGACAUGUUCAUGGAUGUCUGAAUUGAUCCUUUUUGUUAGUGUACAAUUUGAGUUGUACUUUAAAGAACUGAAUGAUGUAUGCUUCUUUAUAUUACAACAAAUAAAAGAGAUGCUUACUAUGUGCAUUGGCUUUUGAAAGUACGUUAAACUUUAAUGUAUGCUUUGGUUUAAUGUAUUUUCACAGAGCAUCAUUCUUUGAUAAAUAACCUCUUACACACUUCUCUCUU
This is a messenger RNA of Pipra filicauda (Wire-tailed manakin), 6534 nucleotides long. It is a transcript of the gene ESRP2, whose product is annotated as epithelial splicing regulatory protein 2. The transcript has 17 exons. NCBI's taxonomy places the organism in Eukaryota, Metazoa, Chordata, Aves, Passeriformes, Pipridae. Gene Ontology annotation, biological process: regulation of RNA splicing. The record is from RefSeq and is a predicted model, not a curated record. Gene Ontology annotation, cellular component: ribonucleoprotein complex; nucleoplasm. Bases 3020 to 5206 code for a protein of 728 amino acids. Gene Ontology annotation, molecular function: mRNA binding.